This is a messenger RNA of Dreissena polymorpha, 540 nucleotides long. Its product is annotated as 3'-5' exoribonuclease 1-like. The coding region runs from base 1 to 540 and encodes 179 amino acids. The record is from RefSeq and is a predicted model, not a curated record. The transcript has 4 exons. Gene Ontology annotation, biological process: exonucleolytic trimming to generate mature 3'-end of 5.8S rRNA from tricistronic rRNA transcript (SSU-rRNA, 5.8S rRNA, LSU-rRNA). Gene Ontology annotation, molecular function: 3'-5'-RNA exonuclease activity; nucleic acid binding. Lineage: Eukaryota; Metazoa; Mollusca; Bivalvia; Myida; Dreissenidae.
AUGUACUUGACUGGUUAUGAUUACUUUGCUGUGAUUUACUUUGAGGCAACUUGUGAAGAGAACAAACCAAGCUACAGCCAUCAGAUCACUGAAUUCACUGCCUUCUUGUUCCAGUUUGCUAAAUUCCAGGAGUAUGUGCGGCCCUUGCUCAGCCCUAAACUGCCCAGCCUCUGUACCAGUUUGACAGGGAUUCACACAGGUAUGACUAGUGCUGAAAAAGUUGACCAGGCAGAUCCCUUUGUGGAUGUCCUUGCCAAGGUGGAGAGAUGGUUCUCACAGCAUGGCCUCGGCCAAGAGAAGACGUUUGCUGUGCUCACAGAUAGGAAAUGUUACUGGAGCUACAAUGCUAUAACCCCUUGCAAACAAAGUAAAAGGGGGGACAUAUCUCGCAUGGCGAUCAAGAUGCUCUCGGACGGUUGCUGCCCCUCCAUCAACGAGCAGAUCCAGAUCAAGGUCGACCCAGGCUGGUUUGAAGCUACCUUGUCCACUUAUGAAACAGUGCAGGCUGGUCUGAAGCUACCUUGUCCACAUAUGAGAUAG